This is a messenger RNA of Paecilomyces variotii, 2669 nucleotides long. Its product is annotated as putative MFS transporter. The coding region runs from base 408 to 2237 and encodes 609 amino acids. Gene Ontology annotation, biological process: transmembrane transport. The record is from RefSeq and is a predicted model, not a curated record. Gene Ontology annotation, molecular function: transmembrane transporter activity. The transcript has 3 exons. Lineage: Eukaryota; Fungi; Ascomycota; Eurotiomycetes; Eurotiales; Thermoascaceae. Gene Ontology annotation, cellular component: membrane.
GGCUUGUGGCUUAUCUUAUCACCGACGCCAACGCAUUCCAGACCGGCCCAAUGACAGCAACAGUCCGAUGUAACUGACGCAUUGUCUCUUCCGCCGUCCAGGGUUCAUCUGGAAUCCUGCCUUGUCGACAUGGCCAUUCGUUUCAUCCCUUUGGCACAUCCCGGCUCUGGAUGCACCACGAGGUAGUCAUUACGUGUUUGUCCGCUGUCCAGUGGUUACCACUCUAUGCGCAAUCCUUCAAUUCCCCUCUGCUUUCCGCUAUCGAGCUCCCUUGAUGACUGGCAGCCUAAGAAGCGCUAGUAUCGACCGCUAUCAGUGAUGCUGGCUGGAGCGCGCUCCUCAUAAACAUACGGACAUUCGCCUGGUGAGCUGAAGACCUGGUGAUCAACAAUCUACAGGUGUCGACCAUGGAGAACGAGGCGCCUUUUGCUGUGGACGCGGAACAGGACGCCCGGUUGCGCGCGUCUACGGCAUCUAAUGUCGCUGGUAAUAUUCCUGCCAUAGACCCCACGGACCAGGGAGGUAAGGGCGACAUCAGGGAGACUGUUCAUGAAGACACGCCGCUACUCUCAAGUGAAGGCGCCCAAACCCGUUUUGGGGCAGCAGGGCUGCCCGGUGAUGGGGACGAUGGACGGCACGAAACUCCUUGGCUAGGAGCAAAGGAAUUCGAGGCAAAGCCCUGGUGGAGAAGACCAUCGAUCUGGUGGCUGCUACCGCCAUUGUUGCCCUUCACGAUAGCAUACGGAGGAAUCGCGGUGCCCAAGAUCAAUCUCAUUCUUAGUCUCAUUUGCAGAGACUAUCUUUCCGAGAGGGCUUCCAGAGAUCCUGGAUUCACCUAUCUGCCCGUUCUUUUCGGGAAAGACAACGAGCAAUGCCAGAUACCAGAGGUGCAGUCUCUAGUUGCUCGGUUUCAACUUUAUUACAACCUGAUAUCAGGUAUUCUGUCGGCGGUGGUCAGUCCUCGACUGGGUCGGUUUUCAGAUCGGCACGGAAGGACAAAGGUCAUCGCGUUGACAGCAUUUGGUUCUAUCCUGGGAGAGAUUGUCACCCUCGUUGUGGCGGCAAAGCCUCAAUCUUCGUCAGUCAAUCUGCUCCUUGUCGGUGCUUUCUUCGACGGGUUGUGUGGUUCCUUCACUACCGCCCUGGCCCUGGUGCAUUCAUACGCCUCGGACUGCACUGCCCCUGAGAACAGGAAUGUGGCCUUUGGCUACUUCCACGGGGUCUUAUUCACGGGCGUUGCCGCUGGGCCUUUUCUAGCUGGAUAUGUCAUAAAGCGCACGGGAAAGAUCAUUGGUGUCUUUGCAGCGGCCUUGGCAUUUCACACCUUCUUCUUUCUCAUGCUGAUUUUCGUGAUCCCUGAGUCGCUGUCCGAGGAGCGGCAACGGAUUGCUCGCAACAAGCAUCUCAUGAAGCGCCUGGACAGCGAUGGCUCGCGCCGGUUGUCUCUCAGAGACCUACACCCAGCAAAUCUAUUUAGACCUCUCACGAUUCUAUUCCCCAAAGGAGACCAUGUUCACGCUCUUACCUCUGACGGGCGGGCAGCAGUCUCUGCCUUGCGGAAGAACUUGAUUAUCCUGGCUGCCAUUGAUACUGCCAUGUUCGGAGUGGCUAUGGGCACCGUCCAGGUCAUCAUCAUCUAUGCCGAGUACAUGUUCGACUGGGGCAACUACGAAUCAAGCAUAUUUGUCUCACUAGUCAACAGCGUGCGAGUAAUCAACCUGCUCCUCGUGCUUCCCGCAGUCACACGACUUGUCCGUGGAAAGCGUACCGGAUCGCAGCCAAACACCGGAUCGGACAUGCUUGAUAUCGUCCUCAUCCGGCUGUCAAUCAUGUUCGACAUGCUUGGAUAUAUCGGGUACUCCGUCGUGAGAACCGGGUCCUUAAUGACACUUUCCGGCAUGGUGGCCGCCCUCGGCGGCAUGGGAUCGCCAACGCUGCAAUCAUCCCUCACGAAGCAUGUCCCUCCGGACCGUACAGGACAACUACUUGGCGCAAUGGGCCUAUUGCACGCUCUGGCGCGGGUCGUCGCGCCAGCAGUAUUUAAUCUAAUAUAUAGUUUGACGGUUGGGAAAUUCACGCAGACCGUGUUUGUCUGUUUGGCUUCCGUAUUCGGGCUUACAUUCAUUCUGAGCUGGUUCAUCAGACCCCAUGUAUACCUGGAUUCAUCCCCUUCUCCCAGCAGACCGGCUGAGCCGUCUGAUCCUCUGCUCAAUGAGGAUGCGUUAUCCGAGAAUUAAUCGGCCUAGGGCAUAAGAACGGAACGAACACAGUUAUUGAUGUUUUUGCUAUAGUCCAUUUGGGUUUGAGUUGGAAUUCUAAGCGAGGAACGUUGGAGGUCUUGUUGAUCUUUUGGCUAUUAGAGUUCCCUUGUCCGGUUUGAGUUGCAUGCACCUAUGGAACACUAGAAUUUAUUCAACAUGUUGCAUGAUGAAGGAGUAUCGUCAUGCUGAUCGCUUUUUUGAAAGAAAAGUAUACAUUAGGUAUCGUCAUAAUACUAGUCCCAAGUCAAUUAAUUUCGAACCGGAUCUAACACAACUUGUGGUGUUGAAAAUCCUCGAUACGCAGUCUUAUAUAAUUCCACAGUUGGUACUUCUGCAGUUACCAUAAAAUAGUCAUCACACUGACACAAUAAUAAUGAGUCAGUCCAGUUAAUAAUAAUCAACGUAAAA